Molecule: messenger RNA, 1773 nt
Organism: Dinoponera quadriceps
Lineage: Eukaryota; Metazoa; Arthropoda; Insecta; Hymenoptera; Formicidae
Product: chitinase domain-containing protein 1
Exons: 8
Coding region: 174-1358 (394 amino acids)
Biological process (GO): carbohydrate metabolic process
Cellular component (GO): extracellular region
Molecular function (GO): oligosaccharide binding; chitin binding
Source: RefSeq, a predicted model, not a curated record
UCAUACGAAUAACGACAGGAUUCACAUCGAGCGCGCAGCCUGUCAAAGCGUCUCAAAGUGGUAGCCACGCAACGAUCAAUCCUACGUCGGAGCAACUGAGGUACGAAAUCGUCCCGAACGUUUCAAAUAUGGUUUCAUACGUCUGGCGAUCCCAGUGAUCUCGAAUAAUUAUUAUGAAUGCCGUUAUUUUAAUUGGGAUAUUAUGUUUGGUGGGAUUAUGCACCGGCACUAUAUCACCACGUACAGGAAAGAGUAGAAAAGGCAAGGGGAAGACUAACAGUAAGUUGCACAAAGGUCCUGUGGAUCAAGAUGUUUUCCAGAGAAAUUUGGUGGUGGAGAAUCCCAAGCAGCAGGAUAUACUUUACGAAUCUGGCGGAUACUUCCGAGAUACAAAAUACAGAAGAUUCAAGGCCGAUGUUCUAGGAUAUGUUACACCUUGGAAUGGAUAUGGAUUUGAGAUCUCGAAAAUAUUCCAUGGCAAGUUCACCAUGGUGUCACCAGUGUGGUUGUCGCUUCCUUUUGGCAAUAUGUCUACCUAUCAGUUGUCCACUGACGCUGUUCAGACCAGGUGGAUAAAAGAAAUGAGAUCCAAUAAUAAUGCUAAUCAUAGCGUGAAACUUAUACCCAGAAUAUUAUUCGAACAUUGGUCUAUGGAUGAUAUUAUUCGAUUGUACAGUAAUACGGAGAGCCAAGCUCAGUUGAUAGUAACUCUCUUGGAUGCUGCUCAGACCUUUCAUUUCAACGGAUACGUUUUAGAAAUAUGGAACCAGUUCAUAUUUGCAGGUGCAAAUUUGCCAGUUGUUACUUCAAUAGUCAGAUCUAUUGCGCAUAAGCUAAAGAAAAAUAAUGUGGAUGUUAUAUUAGCUGUACCACCGUCUAGAGGCUCACAGGUUGAAUUAUUUUCAAAGCAACAGUUCGACGAACUGGCACCGUAUAUGAAAGCCUUUUCGCUUAUGACUUAUGAUUAUUCAAGUAUUCAGAGGCCAGGACCAAACAGCCCCAUUGAUUGGGCUAGACAAUGUGUGGAGCUAUUAGUUCCAAAGAAAGGCGAUCCUAAACGGUCUCAAAUUUUAUUGGGUAUCAAUUUCUACGGUUACAAUUAUACACCAGAUGGCGGUAGAGCGAUUCUUGCAUCAGAAUAUUUGGAGAUACUCAAGUUAUUCAAAGGGAAGAUUCAAUGGGACGACAAGAGCAAAGAGCAUUUCUUCGAGUCAAAGCUAGCUAUGGGCAAUGGUUAUGUCUUUUAUCCUACGUUAUAUUCGAUUAAGCAUCGAUUGGAUCUUGCAAAUGAAUUAGGUACAGGGAUCUCUAUUUGGGAACUAGGUCAAGGAUUGAACUAUUUUUAUGACCUACUAUAAAUUAAAUGUGUUCCAUAUAGUUUCUUGUCAAUUUGUAUAAACAGUUUUUCUCUUGAAAACUAAAUGUAUAAAUACAUGUACAGGGUGACGCACGAUAUGAUCCACUAUUUGUCUUCGGUAUGUGACAGCAAACAAAAAAAACUAAUAAAAAAUUGAAGUCCUUUUUAAGAAAAAAAAACAUCGAAUUUGCGAUAAAAAUAAUUUUUCCAUGCAAGAAUCUUAAUCGGAAAAUGAGGUUGUGAACCUCUUCUCGCCAUUUCUCAUUUAACUCGAUCUAUUUUGGCAACAAAUAGCCGGAAUGUUAUUAAUUUAAUAUACCUAAAAAUAAAGACUGUCAUCUUGAUAGUGUCAUUUUUGCUGAAGUUACAGUCCGUUAAAUAGUGCCUAUUUUCAGAAUAAAAUAAAGAAUGUUUAA